Messenger RNA from Xenia sp. Carnegie-2017, 1653 nucleotides. RefSeq names its product galactose-3-O-sulfotransferase 2-like. Gene Ontology annotation, molecular function: galactosylceramide sulfotransferase activity. Gene Ontology annotation, cellular component: membrane. The record is from RefSeq and is a predicted model, not a curated record. NCBI's taxonomy places the organism in Eukaryota, Metazoa, Cnidaria, Anthozoa, Malacalcyonacea, Xeniidae. The transcript is spliced from 4 exons. Gene Ontology annotation, biological process: glycolipid biosynthetic process. Bases 133 to 1551 code for a protein of 472 amino acids.
UUCAAUCGCUCGUGCUAUUGAAUGAAUCAGCAAAACGUUAGGAUGAUGGAAGAAUUUCCAGCAUUUGUUUUGAUUUUGUGAUCAACUAUAAUUUUGAUUGUUAAAACAGUGAAUGAAUGAUCCUAUCGAAUAAUGGAUAAAAUUUUGGUAUCAACUAAAAGGAUCGAGUCACGCGAUAAAUGGAGAAGGCUGUUGUUGAGAUUGCUAAGUUUGGCGGCAACAAUUGCAUGUAUUGCCUUGAUUUUGCCUUCAACAAAUUUCACAGAUAUCAUAGUGGAAAAAUUCUCCGGAAGGAAAUAUACAAGAGCGCGAAUGUUCAAUCUUCGAAUUAUCAACGAUAAAAACUACUUCACAAAUGAGGAAUACGAAGAAUUAAUGAAAUCUUACCUUCGAAAGCAAUCCUUUGAUAACGCGUCUGUAAAAUUAGCAACAACAACUGCUGAUCUAGAGGAGCCUUUCUUCGAGUUGGUGGAAGGAAGAAAUGAUUACUUGACCACAAACAGGGAGUUUUCGUAUUUCGACGAUGCAGAAUCUUCUAUAAGUGACAUUGCUAGCAAACAAACAUGUGAAAAACCCGUCCAAAACAUCCUCUUUCUGAAAACUCAUAACACAGGCAGUGACGUGGCAACGAACAUAUUUAACCGCUUUGCAGAUCUCCGCCAACUGCUCGUUGCUCAGCCAACAAACGGCCUUUCGUCAUUCUAUUGGCCAAAUAAAUUUCAUUGGCGCUACAUGGACAUGCAAAGAUUGGACGGUAACCUACCCAACAUGCUUUGCAACUACGCCCGCUAUAAUGCUAAAGUCAUGACACAGUUCAUGCCAGCCAGCACGCGUUUUGUUAGCAUGCUCCGAGAUCCGCUGGAUCACUUUGUGAGCGUUUUUGAACAACUAAAUAUUGGAAAACGUUUCUUGGAAAUGAAACCAGAAAAGUCUUUGAGAACAUUUGUUCUUAAUGCUAAAGUAUUUCUACAGCAAGCAAUAAGAAAAGGACAGUUUUAUGAUUCCAUGAAUCUUCUAAAAAAUGGAAUGUUCUUUGAUCUUGGCUUACCUACGGCCGAGUAUGAAAAUGAGGUUGCGAUAACGAACGCCAUAUUGGACUUGCACAACAGAUUUACCAUAGUCCUCAUCUAUGAGUAUCUGGAUGAAUCAUUGGUCUUAAUGAAACGCAAGUUAUGCUGGGAUACAGAUGACGUCAUCUACUUCAGUACAAUGAUACCACUUAAAGAGAGACAACGUGAAUAUCCACGUGAAGUUGAAGAAGGGAUGAAAAAGUGGAACAAAGCUGAUUUCAAGUUGUACGAAUUUUUCAAUGCAACCCUUUGGGAAGAGAUCGCGAAGGAAGAAAACUUUCCGAUAGAAGUAUCAAAAUUCAAAGCCAGAAGAAGAGAGAUUGAAAAACAAUGUACAAAGGGUUCGGUUGCUGCUCAGAAUGCAACAUUUCAUUUUGCUAAUGAAAUCAGAACACACAAACGACUUGGAUUAAUGGAUAUUUGUAGGAAGAUGAAAAUGGACGAUCAAGAAUAUUUAGAACACUUUCAGAGACUAGCAUGAAAAAUACUCUCGUUCAUACAUAAAGUAAAUACACAAGAGAAAAGCAAACAAAUUAAAUAUUUGGAGAGAGUGCACAAUACCGUAGUAAAGCCCUCAAAACAA